Messenger RNA from Leishmania braziliensis MHOM/BR/75/M2904, 3282 nucleotides. RefSeq names its product putative kinesin. Gene Ontology annotation, molecular function: microtubule motor activity; ATP hydrolysis activity; ATP binding. The record is from RefSeq and is a predicted model, not a curated record. NCBI's taxonomy places the organism in Eukaryota, Euglenozoa, Kinetoplastea, Trypanosomatida, Trypanosomatidae. The coding region runs from base 1 to 3282 and encodes 1093 amino acids. The transcript has a single exon. Gene Ontology annotation, biological process: microtubule-based movement. Gene Ontology annotation, cellular component: microtubule; kinesin complex.
AUGUACUCCUCGUCGCCGCAGCCGAGCUUCUCCGCGGCAGAGGCCCCGACGACGCACCUCCACGAAGAGGACCGUAGCGCUGUGCUCGGUGGCAUGGCCACGGCUGGCCGGAGCAUCGGCUCACGUGGCCGCGUGCUCACCAUCACCUCUCCCAGCACGAGGGAGCGUCGACAGUACGAGUUUGGCGAGGUGCUGGAGCCGGAGGUGACAAACGCGGCCCUGUGCGAGCGCCUCAUCCCAUCCAUCACGGAGCAGAUGGCGGCGGGCUUCAAUGUUUGCGUGCUGUGCUACGGCCAAACCGGGAGUGGCAAGACCUACACGAUGAAUGCGUUGGCUCCAGCCGUUGCGGAGGAGGUGUUUCGCUCCCUUGACGUUAACAACGAGGUGGUGGAGAUGAGCUACAUACAGAUCUACAACAACAAAGCCUACAGCCUGCUUGACGGUGCCCGCGGUGGCAAGUUUGGUGUCGAGCUGUCACGACCGCUAACGAGCUGCACCGGCAGUGGCAGCAACAGCGGUGGCAGCUACCUUGGCAGUGCCUUGGAACCCAAGGCUCUGAUCCAGAGCACCGCUGAGAUGCUCAAGAGGAUGAAGGCGGCGUCGCGACUGCGCGUGACGCGCGCACACACCCUCAACGCCCACAGCUCGCGUUCCUUCACACUUUUGUCUCUGCACAUCACGCGUUUCCUCGACGGUGCGCCGCUCACAACGACGCGAGUCACGCUCGCCGACCUCGCCGGAACGGAGAGACUAAAGAAGAGCGGCGCCGCCGGGGAGAUGGCCAACCAGGCCAUCUUCAUCAACAUGUCCUUGAUGGCACUGCGCCAGCUGAUGGAGUCCAGCGGCACCGAGGCGGAGGCGCUGCACUUCCGCAAUUCCCUGCUCACUACGUAUCUCGCCCCGUGCAUGCACAGCUGGCACCUUAUUCUUCUCGUUACCGUCUCCCUCGAGGCAGGCAGUUAUGAGGAGACAAAGUCGUCACUGGAGUUUGCGACCAAUGCGCGACGCCGGAAGGUCAAGAAGGUAAAAAGCCGGGUCGAGAACAGACUGUUGAGCACAGUCGCCCGCGUCUAUGGACGUCCGAGCUCCCUCUCUCCCGCGGGCGCAGCCGGUGGCGCGGGUAGCAGGAGCAGCUGGAACGUGCAUGAAGACAACGCCGACAACAGCGAACGCCAAGGCGUCAUCGAAGUCCUUCGGUACCGCCUCCGCGUUUUGGAGGAGACACUGAAGUUAGAGCAGCAGCGAAACGCCAUGAAGGUCGUGCAAUCACCGCUGACAGAAGUGCCUGCCGACUCCCAGCAUGCAGUGCCAGCCUCAGUGGUGGACGCGAACGCUACAGCACUUGCUCCUGCGGAGAGGCUGCAACGAGAAUCUCAGUACUAUCGUCACCUGCUGCAGGAGCGGGAACAGGAUCUCUACCGUUUGCAGAGCCACUUCCCUUCAGCAAAUACGAAGGCCAGUAGCGUGCCGUCAGUACUGUCUAACUCCCCGGACACGUCGUCGCUGUCGUCGGAAGAAGCCGACGCGGGUGCGGGAGACGAUCAGCCAGAGUUCGCCACGCCAGCAGCCUCGGCAGAGAGCAGUGACAGCUCUGAGGCACAGGUGCGAGCGAGCGAAGUAGACGUUGACGACGCGCACGCGCACCUGUUGUGGUGCGUUCGUCAGCUGCGCUCACACGGCAUCAGCGAAGAUGAGUGGGGCGGUGACGUGCUGGACCGGCUACGCAAUGCGGUGCUGCGUGCCACUGAGCAAUACGAAGACGUACGCGAACAGCUGCUCGUCCUCUCAAGGUCGCUGAGCGGGCUGCGGACACAGAAUCAUCAACUCUAUGACGAGGUGCUGCAUGUGAACAGGCGUCUUCUCGCAAUCGAUAUGGAGCGCAAGGAGGAGCGCGCGGUUCUGCAGGCGUCAACACGUCGGGCGGCCACUGCAGAGACGGUGCUGGAGCAGCUGCGCCUGCAGCUAUUUCAGACUUACGCCGAUCAGUCGAUACGGGAGGAGAUGACCCGCCUCUACCUGGACGCGAAGCCGGUCACCGCCAACGUCGAUGAGGCCGUGUUGGGCGAUCGACAGAUGGAGCAGCAGGUGGAGUUAGAGAAGGUGCAGGCGCAUCAGCAAGUGCUCUGCGACAAGAUCACCGAGCUGGUGGACAACGUCGAGCAGCUGACGCGCGCUGUCGCGCAGAAGGAUGCGUUUCUGGCGGCACUGGAGUCGCUCAUCACACCGGCGCAGCGAGCACUCUUUCACACCUUGUCAAACACUGCCACCGCCAUUGCUGAGCGUGGUACCACCAGCGUUGGUGGCAGCGACGGCGGAUUGGCCGGCACCACCACGGCGGCCAUUGUCGUAGACGACGGCAGUAGCACCGCCGACUGCUUCAGUCUCCUGCAGUCGCGCGUGUCGGAGCUCAGUUCCCUGCUCACACAGGAGCAGCAGCAACACCAGUUCACUCGGUGCGAGCUCUUGGAGGCCCGCGAAGAUGCGCGGCGAAGCCGACAAGAGCAGCGACAGGCGUUCUUCCAACAGCAGGAGGAGGCGCGACGUGUGGACCAGCUGAUGACAGAGAAUUACGAGCUGCGCCAGCAGAACGAGCGCCAUCAGUUUUAUCUGGACCAGAUGUGCGUCAGCUUCAACGAAAAGCUCCUGCAACUGCGCCAUCGACACGACGAGGAGAUGGCGGUGCUGCGAAGUGCUGCAAGAGAAGCGCGAUUGCGUCCGGACGGCAACGACGAUACGGUGAGAGGGAUGUGCGACAAGAAGGGCGAGGACCAGGACGAUGCGGUGUUGUCGAUCCCUGUGCAUGCUUCAGUGCAUCGCGAUGCGUCGCAGGAGGUGCCGUCGUGUGAAUAUUGGCUGUCCGAGGGCACUGCACUAGACUCCACUGCAGUGGCGUCCUCGAUGGCUGACUUGGUGGGCAGUGGAGACGCUGAGGGGAGGGCAUCGUCGCAGCACAUACAGCGGCCUGGUCGAGUGCAGCGUUGGUCUGCAAAGUCGAAUGAGCGCCGCCGUGGAAAGGCGCACGAGGUGACUGCGCCUACGAUAGACAACGCGGGUGCGACAGCGGCUGCGUCUGUGCCGUCGCGGGGCGUCAGGCGGUCUUCAAAGGUAGCGCGCCGUUCAGCGAGCAUCGGCAAGGCAAAGCAGCGGCUCUUCACAACGUACGGCGAGACGGCCAACCCCAGUGAUGCGUCAGCGCCUCUUGUCAAGUCAGAGGUCAUCGCCUCUGCUCCGCUGAAUAAGCGGCGUCGCGUUCGUGCAUCAGGCGCAGCAGGAGCAAAGUGA